Messenger RNA from Linum trigynum, 270 nucleotides. NCBI's taxonomy places the organism in Eukaryota, Viridiplantae, Streptophyta, Magnoliopsida, Malpighiales, Linaceae. The record is from the annotation of a GenBank genome assembly.
AUGCUAAAGCCGAGGUUAAUCUACAAGCCUCGACACCAACACCGUGGAAGAGGCCAGAUCAAUGGUCUGCAGAUGAAGCCUGUUUGCUAUUUGCCCAAUUGCCGCUUCCCUGCUUAUGUCUAUCAAUAUACAAAAACGUCUUCCAAGUCAAAUAUGGUUCUUCCAGCCACUGUCCGCAUUGCAGAUAGGGUGACAUUCCUCGACCACGAUUCAACACUAGCCUCGAUCACACCCGCCCCAGUCAUUGUGCAAAAGGCUGCUGCCGGAUAG